AUGAGCAAUCGAAAUCAUUCAUCGAGGAAUACGACUCAAGCAACCAACACAUCUAGCGAAGCAGCAGCUCGUGGAAACUCGCAUCGACCUCGUAGCAAAAUCGGACGGUUUCUGAAGAAGCUUAAGGAGGAUGCGAAAAAAUCAAGGAGGUACUUCAAGGUUUGCCGUAGCCAUGGCCCUACAUCCGAAAAUGUCGUUCAUGACGAACGUGCUUCAUCGAACCCGAAUAUCGAGGUUCAGGCUGGUCCGUCUAGUGUAAAACCAGAGCCUGAUAUCCAAUCGGCACUUCGGGAUGCGCAAGAUGCUACAAAGCACAUGCAUUCACUUUCAGGACCAGCGAUAACUGUGGCGUCUGCUGGUCAGGAUGCACAGAAGGAUCUCGAUACUGCAGGCAGGUUCGAGGACACAUAUCUCAAACCCCUCAAGAUAUUCGAUGCUGUUAUCGGAGAGAUUGCGAAUGUGCAUCCAUAUGCAAAGAUGGGACUGGGCGUGUUGUCUUGUGCAGCCAAAAUCGUUCUAGCUCAAGCAGAUCGCGACAAAGCAGUACUCAAGCUCGUCGAGAAGCUGUGUGAAGUUUACGGCUUUAUAACACAGGAUCAGAUGCUCGGCCAAAUCUCGUCGAUGCUUUAUUCAAAACUAUUCGGAGACCAAGAACUUUUGUGA
Suillus bovinus is the source of this 663-nucleotide messenger RNA. RefSeq lists its product as uncharacterized. The transcript is spliced from 7 exons. NCBI's taxonomy places the organism in Eukaryota, Fungi, Basidiomycota, Agaricomycetes, Boletales, Suillaceae. The coding region runs from base 1 to 663 and encodes 220 amino acids. The record is from RefSeq and is a predicted model, not a curated record.